AUGAAUAUAUUGAAACACGCCUACAAUCUACUGCUAUUGACUCUUGUCGCUGGAAUAUCCGACGUAAGUGAUGAACCAGAGAUAUCGCCUACCGACGAGUAUAUCAAUGAAGAAACAGUUCCAGUCACUGAUGAGGUUAUAACUCCAAGCCCAGAAAUAAAUGAUACAGUUGAAAUUGAAGAGGUUGAAGUAGAAACAGAUGCCACCUGGGAUAUAGCUCGCGCUGUACGUGACGUGGCGUAUUAUUUAAGAGCUCAUAAAUUCCUAGACUAUGAUCAUCGUUAUUACAAGACAAAUGAGGAAUCACAUGUGAAGCUCUACCAAGAAUUUCCAAAGCCCCCAUUAAGAUCAUUGCACUGGGAAGUUCAUCGAUACUGUAUCGACGGCUUCACCAAGUGCCUCAAGUAUCUCGAUACCACCGUACAAUUGACCCCAUUGAAGCGUUCCGACGAUACAAUCACAAUCAUGAAACAGAACAACUGGAAUCCGGUGAAUAAUAGCCAGGAGAUUUUAUCGAUACAGAAGGACUGUCAAAUGGCGCAGCGGCGAGAUAAUCUGACGUUCAUCCCUUUUCAAGGACCAAUUGAGAGAUUUCAGUGGCGUACAUCAGCUAGUUAUUACAUGUGUUGGUACACAAUGCUAGAAACUCCGGAGCUCGGACUUUUCGGUGAAAGCUGCGACAAUCAUGCCAAUUGUUUGGAUGUCUAUGGUGCCAACAACAAAGAUCCGAGAGCUGAUGAUAGCAAGCCGUUUGCUUGUGCAAUGUAUAGUUUCUGUCCAGAUCACUGUUGUCCUAUGAAACACAUCUGGUACAUGAAGGAAUGUUUCCAGAGCACUGAAAAUCCAUGUUAUCGGAGCAAUCGUCCAGCUGCUAGAAAAUGUUCACUGAAUCGAGCGAAUAAUCAAGAUCUUAUUGCACUGAUAGGUAAUCAGUUGAAUAUCAGUUGUGACUGCCAAACUGGGGGUUAUGAGUGGUCCUCGAGAUUUAGUCUGUGCGUUGAUGUAAAUGAAUGCACCAGUGGUCUUCACAAUUGCUCUUUCAAAGAUGGCCAUACUUGUGUCAAUCUACCGGGUCGCUUCGACUGUUUAUGCCAAUAUGGAAUGGUCUGGAAUGAUGAUACGCGGGAAUGUGAAACUAGUAAUGUCUUAGAAAGCCUUCUAGAGAACAUACUUCACGAUGAGAAUUCAACAGAUGAGAGCAGUGUCAUUGAGACUUUUGUCAAAACUUUGACUAGAUCAAUAGCUAGUUUACCGAGCUUAAAUCAUUCAUUCCUUGUUUUAUCUGUUGCUUCCAUUAAUUUUAAUGCCAAUACUAUAACAUAAUUUCUCACAUGCGUUAAAAUGAAAAAAGGAUUUCACUUGUAUGUAUUAGUAAAGCUCCAUUUUCGACACACUUUGUGUAAAGUGCAAUUAAACGCAUGCGUGAAACUAUCCUCCUCACACAUUAUGUCGAAAAAAAGGAUUCGAUACUCGCGGCCAGAGUUCUUUUAAACUCGUGGGAUCAUAGUGUUCGUCUCUGGCUCGUUCUAUAAGCAACGAGGGUGUGAUGAAAACUAGAAUAAAAUUUAAGUAAAGCUUCA
This is a messenger RNA of Diachasmimorpha longicaudata, 1580 nucleotides long. RefSeq lists its product as uncharacterized. Gene Ontology annotation, molecular function: calcium ion binding. The coding region runs from base 1 to 1323 and encodes 440 amino acids. The transcript has 3 exons. The record is from RefSeq and is a predicted model, not a curated record. Lineage: Eukaryota; Metazoa; Arthropoda; Insecta; Hymenoptera; Braconidae.